AUGUCGAAUGAAAAUUUGUCUCCUAAUAGUAGUAACCCCGAUUUAACUAAGUUGACUAACGUUGAACACCAAGCUAUUGAUACAAGCAAGUUCUCGCCCAAUGAAAUGAAAUUAUACAAAUUGUAUGGAAAGUUGCCAUCAAAGAAAGAUAUUUUCAAACAUACCAUGCAAAAGAGAAAAUAUUUUGAUAGCGGUGAUUAUGCAUUACAAAAAGCAGGCGUUCAAAAUAAUGAUCCAAUAAAUUAUGGGAAGAACAAUCUACCAUUAACCAACCCUAGUAAACUACGAGAAGAUAUAAUAAGAAGAAGAAUAAGCACUUGUCCGUCGACUGCAUCUACUGCUGGGGUAGUAGAUAGUGCAACGUUGAUCCAGAAAGAAGGAAGUAUAUCUAGUGGGCCACCAUCAUCCAAUAACGGCGCUAUUGGAAGUAGCAGUACAAGUUCAACUCCAACUGGUAACCAUAGUUCUUCGUCUUCUAGUUUGUACACUGAAUCACCCACAAGAUAA
Messenger RNA from Saccharomyces mikatae IFO 1815, 507 nucleotides. It is a transcript of the gene IGO1, whose product is annotated as phosphatase regulator. Gene Ontology annotation, molecular function: protein phosphatase inhibitor activity. Bases 1 to 507 code for a protein of 168 amino acids. The transcript has a single exon. Lineage: Eukaryota; Fungi; Ascomycota; Saccharomycetes; Saccharomycetales; Saccharomycetaceae. Gene Ontology annotation, cellular component: cytoplasm. The record is from RefSeq and is a predicted model, not a curated record.